GUCACGCGCAAGCAGUGGUGUAGUGUAGUAGUGACAGCUUGAGGGUUGUCGAGAGAAAAAAAGUGUAACCAGAUAUAGGUGGCUUCUGCUAAAUGGAUAUCCUGCAAUCCAACUGCUUAUUUAGCUUCUUGUAGUUUGCCUAGUCAUGCACAUACUGUAACUAGGUCUGGAGCUGUUCAAACCUGCUGCUUCAUAUCUGUGCGAGCGUGGCUUGCAGAGCUGAGGGAAGCGCGAGCCGAAGCAACGGUUGUCGGAGCGCGAUCAGAGCAACAAGUGGUGUCGUUGGAAGCGGCUCUCGUGGCAUGACUACUACAAACAAGGGAAACAAAGCCUUGAAGGUGAAGAAGGAGCCAGGGGAGAAUGGGACCAGCCUCACGGACGACGAACUGGUGACCAUGUCUGUCCGGGAGCUCAACGCUCACCUCCGCGGCCUCACCAAGGACGAAAUCCUGCAGCUCAAGCAGCGGCGGCGCACCCUGAAGAACCGUGGCUACGCCGCCAGCUGCCGCGUCAAGCGGGUCACCCAGAAGGAGGAGCUAGAGAAGCAGAAGACGGCGCUGCAGCUGGAGGUGGACAAGCUGGCCACAGAGAACGCCACCAUGAAGGUGGAGCUGGACUCGCUGCGCUCCAAGUACGAGGCCCUGCAGAGCUUCGCCAGGACUGUGGCGCGCAGCCCGGCCGUAGCCUUAACCCCAGGGGGUCGGGGGGUCAUGGGGCCCCUGGUCCCUGGGAAGGUGGCCACGGCCACCAGCGUCAUCACCAUCAUCAAGUCCAAGACGGGAGCCAGGUCGUAGUAUCGGGGCUGGGCGGCGUGGAGAGUUAUCAGACUAAUGAAACGAGUACUAUAGUCAGUGUAUCAUCAUGGAGCACAGGAUUAGUUCCCUUGUCUGUCUUUUGGGCCAGAACACACAACACAACCCCCCCCCAGACCUUUGUACCAGCUAGUAACACUCUUUCAAUUGGCCAGCAGCAGAGGCCACACCAACCCUUAUCAGACAGCCUUUAGUAGUAUAAACCAUACUUCCAUUCUGCCUUGGCACCAACCCUUAUCAGACAGCCUUUAGUAGUAUAAACCAUACUUCCAUUCUGCCUUGGCACUGUACAAGCAGAAAUACAUACACCAGAGGAGGCUGGUGGGAGGAGCUAUAGGAGGACGGGCUCAUUGUAAUGGCUGGAAUGGAAUAAAUAGAACGGUAUCAAACAAAUGGAAAGCACAUGUUUGACUCUGUUCCAUGAAUUCCAUUCCAGCCAUUACAAUGAGCCUCCGCUGGACUAUACACAUCCUUCCUCUAUAGUGUAUUUUCACAUACUGAUUCCAAAAGGUUAAAGGUCACGUGAGUCCAGGAAGGUCGUACGACGCAGCCCAAUCCAUAAUUGAUGUCACUCCAUCUGGUGUUGGAAGUCGAGCUCUCGAUGGAGUUGUGUGUUUCUGUACAUGGUACUAAGUGUUUGAGUGUUUGUUUGUUUCCUACAGGCCCCUCUGAGUCUUUUCCGUCCCGACACAGGGUUGUGAUGUGGAAAUGCACUCUUUCAUAACUACUAGCCACCAACAGUCUAGCCACACCCGGUUGGCAUUAUGCUUCACGUUCUUAGCCCUCUCUCCGUAUCACAAGUGGAGAAAGAGUGAUUGCAGUUAGCAACAAGCCUGGGCCUGUUAGAAUGCACUGACUAUGAGAAGAGGGAAAUGCACUGUAUGGUAUUGAUGUCUUGUGAGCAACCUUCAGUAAGGACUAGUAACUCACCCAUCAGACCAGUUCAUGUGAUUUUAGUUGGUCAAAAAAACUAAACAGGAAAUUCUGUUAAGUUGAGCAUUUAUUUAGGUUCAGGUCAGCCUGUCACAGAAUUUUACCAACAGGAGAUGCAAUAAUACACACAUGCACUGAAAAGUAGGAAGUUACAUAGUUUAAUGUAAGGGGAAUGAGUCAAUCUGAUCUGCAAAAUAAUACGAUAGCCUACUUGGUAUGGGAUGAUAAGUAUUAUAAUAAUAAUAGGUGUGAUGUUGGAGUUGACAAUGCCAUUCCACGAUUACAAGAUGGUUUCUUUCUCCAGUAUCUGAGAAGCAGAAUGUUUUUACAAGAUCUUGUGAUCAUUAUGCUUUGGGGGGACAAUUUUUGAUCCUCAAAACAUUUAAAACUCAAUUUGUGCUCCAUCGAGUAAAUAAGUUGGAACUGUUUUGUAAAUAAGUCGUUUUUUUGUGCGUAUGUAAUAACAUGUGAACUGGCUGGUCACAUAUUCCAAAAUAAUAUUCACACAACAAGCUUUACUGUUUAAUUGUCAACGUGUGUGUAUUCUAGAAGUCGUUGACUUCGAGUUCUUGAUUUGUAUUGAUGCAUAGACGAGCAUCUGGCGUUUAUAGAAACACUGGAAAAGAAAACUUCAAACAAAAAAACCUGUGAUAUCCUUUUUGCAAUUGUACCAAAAGUGGCUUACUAUUGAAGGCUGGUAUCUUUUUCUAGUGACUAGGCGCGUACUGUGUGGGGUAGCGCGUGACGUGAUGUGUAUAAGUGACAGUUGGCAGUGUUGUUCACUGUAUAGAUGUCAUGCUGUGGUAUUUUCUAUAGGAAUCUGUAAUAGAGAUAAUAUAGCUGGUGUAAACAUCAUCUAUUGUCUUCAUCCAUAUUGGCAUCUGUGAUAUCUCUUCCACUAGCUGUGAUUCACAAAUGUUUUUGUCAUUGCGACGUUAUUACUGUCGACCGAGCAGGCAUAGGGGUAAGAUAAGGCCCUUGGUUCAUUUUGAAUCCCAGUUAAGUGGCCCUCCUCCCCUCUCUUUGGUUUCAAUUCCAGGGGAACAUCACCUCUGAUUUAGAUGCAACUGUUAUUGUCUUAUCCAUUUACCAAAGGGGACAACUUGCAAUUUGCGAAGGGAUAAUAGCCUCACAAUUUACUUUUUCAAAGACUAAGCAAAAUCAAAAUCUUUGACACUGUCUUACCGUAUAGCCAAGCAUUGUAAAAGUUCUCCUUGAAUAAAUAACUUCUUCUCAUUCUAACUGUGAGAAGGGAGGCUCAGCAUGCAGCUUUAUACAGAUGACUAAUAACAGGUCAUCUCCUGACUGUCAGGUUGUGUUCAUGGUUUUUGUGAGGGUAAAAAUGCACUGAUCUCCAGCUUGUUCUGCUCAGGAGAAAACAAGUUUGCCCUAAAAAUAAACCAUUGCAACUCUGAGACGAAGCUGUUAAGGAUGGCACUUGUGUUGAUAGUCGCUCAUUUACAAUUUUUCUAAAAGGACUUUUUGUUCAGACACCAAAUGAAGAUCUGGAAGAUCAACCUGCUGCCAGUAAUGCUGCUUACGUGCCAAGUGUCACCCCUGUCUUCUGACCCUGUAAGAGGGAUUUAUCAGUAAGCAGUUUUACCUUUAAAAGGUGAUAGUAUCUAUGUAAUGACAUGGGAUAUGUUCGGUAUUUUACAACUUCAUGUCAGAUGGUUCCUUGCCCUGAAUAUAUCUAUAUGAGCCUGGAGAAACUGUAUUCCAUGGUUCUAAUUUCUUUAAACAGCCAAUAUAAACUUCACCUAACUUUAUCCUCUGCCAGCUAAAAAUCAUUGGGAGUGAUGGGGGCAAAUGUUCAAAAAGUGUUGCCAGAACACCUUUAAGUAAUGUAAAAACCAAUCAUCCCAGUUUCUCCUGGCUCAUAGACUUCUAUCAGGGUAAGGAACCACCAGCAUUAAGUUGUGAAUUACUGAACGUAUCCUUUUAGAACAGAGCAGCUGAGAGGAAAAGGUUAGGAAGCAGAGAUCUGAAUAUGUCCAAAUGAACCAGGACCCAGACUGUUAGCCUAUAGCUAGAAUAGUCCAGGAAGGCAGAAGGAACCCACGGCACUUGAAGUUGUAUGGUAGGUAGACCUGAACAGGAGGAACCCACAGCACUUGAAGUUGUAUGGUAGGUAGACCUGAACAGGAGGAACCCACAGCACUUGAAGUUGUAUGGUAGGUAGACCUGAACAGGAGGAACCCACAGCACUUGAAGUUGUAUGGUAGGUAGACCUGAACAGGAGGAACCCACGGCACUUGAAGUUGCAUGGUAGGUAGACCUGAACAGGAGAGAAUAGGUCUGCACUCCAGUGUGUAAUAUGCUAUUCCCCACACCUCUGAGCUCACAUCAGAUCAGGGGGCAUCUGAAAUGGACACUUCCCUGCAUUACCAAAAGCAGUGCACUAAAUAUUGGAAUAGGGUGCCAUCAGACACAGCCCUAGUAUAUAGUGUAUGUACGCUAAAACAUCCUCACUAUGUCUUCUGAACACACUUAGAUAUUUCCAUUGACUAGAAGAUAAUCCAUGGAUAUAUAUGACUCUUGACAUUCCCCAGUUUGGGUGUUGUCGUUCUUGUUGCUGUGGCAGUCUUGUGGAGUGAACCUUAAUGUGUCUUCACAAUGUUAAAAAGGCAUCCUGGCCUAUGACCUUUCUCGCAUACGUACAGUGAGCACCAUAAUUCAUUGGACAGUGACAUUUUUGUUGUUGUUAUUUUGGUUCUGUACUCUAGAACUUUGAGUUUGAAAGGAUACGAUGACAAUGAGGGUGAAGUGCAGACUGUCAGCUUUAAUUUGUGGGUAUUUUCAUACAUAUCGGAUGAACCGUUUAGAAAUUAUAGAAGCUUUUGUACAUGGUCCCCCCCCAUUUUCAGGCAUCAAAAAACAUUGGACAGUUGAACAUGAUUUAGAAUAAAGUAAUCAUUGUUCAUAUUUGUCUCCAUAUCCUUUGCAAUGACUGCUUGAAGUCUGCCAUGCAUCGACAUCCCCAGACGCUGGGUAUCUUCCCUGGUGAUGCUCUGCCAGGCCUGUACUGUAGCCAUCUUCAGCUCCUGCUUGUUUCAGGGACUUAUUGCCUUCAGUCUCCUCUUCUCCAUGUUCAAUGUGAUUCAGAUCCGGUGAUUGACUCGGCCAGUCAAGGAUUUUACACUUUUUGGCCAUAAAAAAACCCUUCUUUGCUCUAGCAAUAUGUUUAGGGUCAUUGUCUUGUUGCAUGAUGAAGUGACUUCCAAUGAGUUUGGAGGCAUUUGGUUUUAUCUGAGGAGAUAAAAUAUUUCUGCAGACUUCAGAAUUCAUUGUUCUAAUUCUGUCUGCAGUCACAUUGUCGAUGAAGACAAGUGAGCCUGUUCCACUGGCAGCCAUACAGGCCCAAGCCAUAACACCCCCUCCACCAUGUUUCACGGAUGAGGUGGUAUGCUUUGGAUCAUGGGCCUGUCUUUUUCUUCCCUUUCCACUUUCCAUCACUCUGGUACAUGUUCAUCUUUGUCUCAUCUGUCCACAAUACUUUUUUCCCAGAACUCUUGGGGCUCUUUUAGGUGCUUUUUAGCAAACUGUAAUCUGGCCUUUCUGUUCUUCAGGCUUAUCAGUGGUUUGCAUCUUGUAGUCUCUCUGUAGUCCUGCUGGUGUAGUCUUCUACGUAUGGUAGACUUUGACUCACCUACACCUGCAUCCAGGAGAGUGUUUUUGAUCUGUUGGGCUGUUGUCUGGGGGGUUUUCUUCACCAUAGAGAGUAUUAUCCGGUCAUCCACUACAGUGGUCUUCCUCAGACAACCGGGUCUUUUGACAUAAUUGAGUUCACCGGUUUAUUUUUUCUUGUUAAUGAUGAACCAAACUGCAAUGUUCCUGAUUGAUUGAUUUUAAUUUCUGAGCCUUAUGAUGGCCAGCUUCAUUUGCAUGGACACUGCCGUCUUCCUCCUGUUGUCACACCCCAACAACAACCUCCAAAGGCAAUAGCAAAGUCUAGAAUCAAUACAUUCAUCAACAGCUCUCAUGCAUUCACUAACGACACCAAUGAAUACACCUGCCUAACGACACAUCUGUGAAGCCAAUUCAACAAACACUUGUAGUACCUUGAAAUGGGGGGACCAUGUACAAAAGGUGCUGUCAUUUCUAAACGGUUCAUCCGAUAUGUAUGAAAAUACCCUCAAAUUAAAGCUGACAGUCUGCACUUCACCCUCAUUGUCAUUGUAUCCUUUCAAACUCAAAGUGCAGAGUACAGAACCAAAAUAACAAAAAAAUGGUCACUGUCCAAUGUGGUGCUCACUGUACAUGUAUCUCUUCUGGAGAGGGAGUAACACACACACACACACAGACAGAUGUAUAGUAGGUAGCUACUGUAGGUAGUGUUGACCGUCGUGAAAAAGUGACCCUUAUACAUAUGCAAACUCAGUGGACAGGCGUGAGAGUAAAGCUAGAAGAGUAGUCUAUAUUGUUGUAAUAGUGACUGUGGUCUAAUGAUUUUUAUACCAACAGCUCCUGUGUUUUGGAUUGGAAUUCUUGUGGCAUUGUUCUUUUACCCCCCACACACACCAAACUGCAGUUGGCCCUUAGUUUAUGUUGGUUAAGGAGAAUGAAAACCAUGGGAACUGCUAGAGGGUACAACUGUUCAGAUAUAAAUACAUUGUGUAGAACAGAUAUGAUUACCUGUCAUGAUAGAAUUGGGAAUUGUGUCAGAUCCAUUCGCUUAUAUUUUUAUCUGCAACGUUGUUGAGUGUUCCACCCUCACUGGACACGCCCCAGAUGUUCACUCACUGUGAUGCCCGUCUAAAGGGAUUCUAGUCUAGGGGAAGUAGCCCAAUGCCUGACUAACCCUUCUCUAACAGUAGACUUCCCCUGACAGAAACCCCUAAACCCGAAGACUAUGGAGUGAUGUUAAAACCAGCAGAAACUGAAGAUGUAUUCACAAAUUGAAUUUCUGUUGUCACAUAUAUCACUCCAUAGAUUAGAAGACUGGUAUUACCUGUUCUAAAGACUAAACCUACAGAUAUUCUACAGUCUAUAGAUGUGUGAUUAUACAAUCUGUAAAACAGGGCUGAAGUUAUGUCCUGAAGAAGUGACCAGGAACACAAUCCUGAGUAACAUAAGGGCCACUUGCAAUUUCUGUUGUCAUUUGUGGUUUGAUUAGUUUGGUUCCUACCAUGCUGCUAAUUCAAUCAUUACUGCUCAUUGUCUCCUGAAACUCUAUUUGUUUUGUCUUUGUUCGUUGAAUGUGUAUCUGAUAUUGAUCUUAAAAACACUGGAAUUAAUUUGUUCUGCAGCGGAUCUCGUUUUUACUUAGUUAUGUCUUUUUGUUUAAAAGCGAGUUGUAUUGGAGAGGAUGAAUAACUUAUCAGCACUUGUGUGAUGAUUUGCUAGCUGUAGUAGAGAUAUGUAGGCUUUUUUGAAUCAAAUUAUGCUUGGUGAACAUUUGACUGUGCAGGUAUUUCUCACUCGAGUAUAGGUCUAUGUUUCAAAGGUAUUAAGUCUGAAAAUAAAGCUGUUGGAAGUGUCUGAAUGGUAUAUCAAGUUAUUAUUAAACUGUUUUUGUUAUUUUUCUGUAUGGGUUGUAAUAAGAUAUUGCAGUACUUUGUAUGGAAAACAGAGAAUAGUUCAUUGUAACUAUUUGUAAAUUAUUGUACUUUUUUGCAAUCUGUAGAUAAGUAAUAUGAUGUAUUCAUAUAUAAUGACUGUGGUUUUAACCGUGGUUCUCUGAAAUGUCUAAGUUAUUGAUGUGUGUGUGUAUAUAUAGUAUGUUUGUUGAUACAGCUUACUUUAUUUUCUAUAUGACCAAUAAAAAGGUUUUGAAAAGGA
Molecule: messenger RNA, 7526 nt
Organism: Oncorhynchus nerka (sockeye salmon)
Lineage: Eukaryota; Metazoa; Chordata; Actinopteri; Salmoniformes; Salmonidae
Product: transcription factor MafG-like
Exons: 3
Coding region: 303-794 (163 amino acids)
Biological process (GO): regulation of transcription by RNA polymerase II; regulation of epidermal cell differentiation
Cellular component (GO): nucleus
Molecular function (GO): DNA-binding transcription factor activity, RNA polymerase II-specific; RNA polymerase II cis-regulatory region sequence-specific DNA binding
Source: RefSeq, a predicted model, not a curated record